GCUCCGGUCUGUCGGGGAGUUCUGACCCGGCAGUCAUCGAGCAGGGACCGUGCAUGUGUGAGGAUUACCGGGGGAGCUGGAGGACCGCAACCCAAAUAAAAAAAAAAGGUGUGCCUGAAGGUCUCAGCAGUUACAGUGACAUGGGCAGCAGAGGUAAUUAUACACCGUGCAGAGCAAACACAGAAGCCCCUCCUGAACUGCAGAGCAGAAAAUGACUCAGGCAGAUGGAAUCAGAAGGACGAGUAAUGGCCGCCUCCACUCUGAGGCCCUCGGGGACCUCGAGCGUGCCGACAGCACGGAGAAAGUUCAAGAGGCCAAUGAAUGUGAAUCCGAGGAAGGGGCGAAGGGAAAUUACUGCGGAGACUCUGCGGCUCCAACGGGCGCCGUCACGGCUCCGGAUGGCGGUUGGGGCUGGGUGGUGUUGGCCGCCACCAUCAUAGUCCUGGCUCUGACCCUGGCCUUCCCAUCCUGUGUGGGAAUCUUCUACACCGACCUGCAGAAUGAGUUCCACGCCUCCAACAGCGAGACCUCGUGGGUGCCCUCCAUCAUGACGUCAGUGCUCCACGCAGGAGGUCCCUUUUGUAGCGUGCUGGUGGAGAGACUUGGUUGCCGGGCGACAGUCAUGUUGGGCGGCGUCCUGAGUGGGUUCGGAAUGGCUGCCAGCUCAUUUACCCAGUCCGUGGAGCAGCUCUACAUCACGGCCGGGGUUAUUACAGGACUCGGGUUCUGCUUCAGCUUCCAGCCUGCGGUGACGAUCCUCGGCCACUACUUCGUGCGUCGCCGCGCCUUCGCCAACGCCAUGUCGUCCACGGGCACGGCGCUGGGCCUGUGCACUCUGCCCUUCCUGGGUAACUACCUCCACACGGAGCUGGGAUGGAGGGGGAGCUUCCUCGUCCUGGGCGCCGUGCUGCUGAACUGCUGCGUGUGCGGCGCGGUGAUGAGGCCCCUGCGGGCCCCCGAGCCCCGGGGCCAGCCCCUGAUGAACCACGGGCCGCCUCCGCCCGAGGAGGAGGUCGCGAGGAAGCAGAAAGGGAGGAUGAGACAGAUGUGGAGCUGCCUGGCUGCUUCUCUGAGCAAACACAUGGCCUUUGACCAGCUGUGCCACAACCCCCGCUACUGCGUGUACACCAUCGGCAUCACCUGGAUGAUGCUGGGCUUCGUGGUGCCCCUGAUCUACCUGGUUCCCUACGCCACCGCCAACAACAUAACGCAGAGCCGCGCCGCCUUGCUGCUCUCCAUCCUGGGCUUGGUGAACAUCGUGGUGCGGCCGCCCUUCGGCAUCAUCUUCAGCAUGCCGUGGUUCAAAGGGCGACACAUUUACGUCUUCGCCUGGGCGCUGCUGGUCAACGGGCUCAGCAACAGCAUCUGCUGCUUGGGACCCAGCUUCUCCGUCCUGCUGGCCUACGUCAUCAUCUACGGCCUCUCCAUGAGCGUGGUGGGCUCCCUGAUGUUCACCGUCCUCAUGGACGUGGUGGAGAUGAAACGCUUCCCCUCGGCGCUGGGCCUGCUCGCUAUCAUGGAGAGCAUCACGCUGCUCAUCGGGCCUCCACUGGCAGGAGUCCUGAUCGACAGGACGGGUCAGUACUUCCACGUCUUCUUCGUCAGCAGUGUCGUCGUUGCCUCCUCCGCCGUGUUCCUCAUGGUGGCGUUCUACUGGCUGGACACAAAGGACAGGAAGCUGUUGAAGCAGGGUCAACCGUCUGCGCUGCCCGAACCGGCGAGGCCUCAUGUGGACUUGGCUCCCGGCUGUCAGUACAGCAGCGUUCCCACAGAGGGAGACAAAGAAAAGGCCUCGACCAACGGGACGGAGAACAUCACCAGCAUCUGAAGGCCUCUCACACAAUCAUCACACUCUGGCUCAGACAGAUCUAGCAGAUUAUCUCCUUAAUGUUUGGCUUCGAUUCGCCAGAUGUUUGCAAGGUUUACUUUUACUUCCAUCUGGUGCAAAUCGAAACAAACACGGUGAAUAAUUUGCGGGUCUGUUUGACCAAAGUCAGAUCCUACAUACCAAAAUGAACAGAUGUGCACUUAAAGCUACAAUGUGAUUGUACUAUUUAUUGCAAAAAUGCUGCUGAUCUUAUCUCUGUGAUCACACAAUCUAUAUCGUCUAUCAAGCCAAGUUACACACAUGCUUCUUAGUUGAAGAAAUCACUUUAAAUAGUUCUUUUAUGGAGUGUUUAAUGAAAAGCUUUCAGUAGGUAGUAGGUCAAGUGGGAAUAGAAAUGGAUGAAAUCCAAGUGAGUAGAAAGUCGCUUUCAUCAAGGUUAAAGGAUACGUCUGGUUUUAAUAUUCUAUAUUUUUCCUACCCCCCUGGCCUCAAAUGUGCAGCGUGCAAAAGGAAUUUGUAGUGAUUUUAUUAAACACAAACAUAUCAGGGGUGUUUCCCUUUGAAAAAAAGGAAAAGUGAGCUGAAGGAGAUGAGUUAUGAAACCAGGAAAUGAGUCGGCGUUUUUGGCACUUCUUGUUCCCUAACCUCAGUUUUAAUGCAGUAUUUUUUUUGUCCUACAGAAUUCAACAUGUCACCCAGGGCAACAGUAAAAAGUUUACAAGUACAAAAGUAUUAGCAUCCAAACAUAUUUAAAGUACCAAAAGUAAAAAUAUUUAUUAUGCAGAACCAAAAAUAUUUGAUAAUAAAUAUAAAUAACUUAGUACAUUUACUCUACUUAAGUAUACUAUUUAAGUACUUGCAUUUUACUUGAGUAUUUCCAUUAUAUGCUACUUUAUACUUCUACUACAUGAAUUACUAGUUACUCUGAAAAGUCAGAUUAAAUAUAUAAAAUAUAAUCAACAAAUGAAUUAGGGUGUAUUAUAAAAGGUUAAGAUAAAAUAAGCCUUUAAAAUAUUAAUGUGAUGAACACAUUAAUACAUCAAUACCUACCAAUAAUAUCAUAUGUAUUAAGUAUUAUUCUGAGACUUUCAUUGUUGGUCUUUUUUUGGCAUCGUUUACAAUAAGAAAAAUGUAGAAUAUUUCCAGACUUAUCCUUUGAUAUUAAUAACUUAAGAUGUGUAACAGUAGGCCUUUAAUCAGUCAGAACUGUUUUGUCAUCUUAAAUAUCUUUAAAGUAAGAAAAUGUAUUUUCUAUGUGUUGUGAAGGCAUUAAACGCAGCAUGCUGAGCAGAUUACACCCACAUUGAUUAAUAUGGGUUGCUUUAGAUCAUUGAGAUUGUUUAUGUUCACUGUACAAAAUGAACAUUAGUACUGUGAUUCAUCAUGUUGCUGUUUUUUUUACAUGUUUCUCACGCUUUUCAGUCCUUAAUGGAACAGUGCCUUUUUAUAGAACCGGUGCAUUUACAACCACAGGAUAAAAUCAAAACCCUUUUCAGGAGGAUAGAAGCAGGUGAUUUCAUGUUGCCAGCAUGAUGGAGUAUUUCAAAGUCACUGACGUUUUACGACACUGUAGCUUGAGUUUACCUUCAGACCCGAUCACAGAUUUUAUGUGACUGACUUGUUUUUUUUGUUAAAUGAGCAGUGAGACUGUUUAAUGUCGGACGUGACGGAAAAAUAAAUCUAAAUUUUUCAGGUAUGAACUGUAAAGUGAAUGCAGUGAGAGGAUUUAUUAGUAAUUUUCAGGGGCUUGUUUUGCUUUGGGCCAAAUUAUAUCUUUAUUAUAAAGUCUUUAUUUAUACAUUAUGA
Molecule: messenger RNA, 3634 nt
Organism: Anoplopoma fimbria (sablefish)
Lineage: Eukaryota; Metazoa; Chordata; Actinopteri; Perciformes; Anoplopomatidae
Gene: slc16a5a
Product: solute carrier family 16 member 5a
Exons: 5
Coding region: 212-1828 (538 amino acids)
Biological process (GO): monocarboxylic acid transport; transmembrane transport
Molecular function (GO): monocarboxylic acid transmembrane transporter activity
Source: RefSeq, a predicted model, not a curated record